This is a messenger RNA of Rhododendron vialii, 2935 nucleotides long. RefSeq lists its product as uncharacterized. The record is from RefSeq and is a predicted model, not a curated record. NCBI's taxonomy places the organism in Eukaryota, Viridiplantae, Streptophyta, Magnoliopsida, Ericales, Ericaceae. The coding region runs from base 1731 to 2654 and encodes 307 amino acids. The transcript is spliced from 5 exons.
AGAGGGGUCUUUGAGGGUCUUACCUACGGCUGGGGUUUGAGGUACCAUCGCUUAUACCCCCUAAUCCCUCUCAAAAAUGGACAAUUCCACCCCUGUUUAUCCCCCUUCUCCCACCCCCAACUUGCAAUUUUGUCGCUACCCUAGUUCUGCUUUUGUUAUAAGAGACGAGAGGGUUUUGUGGCGAUUUGGAGAGUUCAACCAAUUUGAGCUUUGAUUAACUCAACGUUUUUUAGGAUGGCAAGAUUAAACAGAAAACAAAUGAGGAGAAGAGAAGAGCAAGAGGCAGUCAUGUCAUUACAUGCCUAUAUUAAUGCUGCAAUGGGUUUAUUUUGCCUCUACUUCUUUAUCAUGUCCACGACAUGCCACCCUCGUCCCGAGUUGUCUCUAAAUCAAAACUUUUACCAGACGCACGUAAAUAAUAUCAAUAGGCUUGUAAGGGGUAAUGACCUUGACUGUCACGACCAGUUGAGGGUGAAUAAGCAUACUUUUUUGAGAUUGUGUUAUUUAGUCUGAGGUGUUGGGUUACGGGACUCACGCAACGUAUGUCUUGAGGAGAGGGUUGCAAUAUUCUUGUGUGUCCUCGGUCACCAAACAAAGCAGAGGCGUACGAAAUAUGGGUUUUGGAGAUCUACUGAGACAGUAAGUAGGCAUUUCAAUGCUGUACUCCAGGCUGUCUUGUGUCUUUAUGACAUGCUCCUAGUAACGCCUGGGCAUGUACCUUUUAACUACGAAGACAGUAGAUGGAGUUGGUUUCAGAAUUGUCUUGGGGCAUUGGAUGGGACGUAUGUGCCAGUUAAUCCCCCAGCCGCUGACAAGGCACGAUAUAGGUCAAGGAAGGGUGAGAUUGCUACAAAUGUUUUAGGUGUUUAUACUUGAGACCUAAAAUUUGUCUAUGUCUUGUCUGGUUGGGAAGGAUCGGCCACUGACUCUAGAAUUCUUUGGAAUGCAAUUGAAAGACCCUAUGGUCUCAAAGUCCCCCAUGGACAUUAUUACCUUGUCAAUGCUGGUUACACAAAUGGGGACGGUUUUCUAGCACCAUACUGUGGCCAACGGUAUCACAUUAACAUUUGGAAGCAAGGUCAUAUGCCAAUGAGCAAAAAGAAGUACUUCAACAUAAAGCACUCCACCGCUAGGAAUGUCAUUGAGAGAAGCUAUGGGGUUUUGAAGAUGCGGUUUGCAAAUUUGAAAUCAGCCUCUUAUUAUCCCAUAAGGACUUAAUGCCGUAUCAUGUCAGCAUGUUGUCUUCUCCAUAACCUAAUUAAGAGAGAGAUGACGAACGAUCCCGUUGAACAAGAGUACGACGCAUGGGAACGAGAACACGUCAACGAUGUCCCCAUUGAUGAUCAUAUUGGUAACGUAGAUACUUCUAAUGAGUGGCUGCGGGGAGGGAUGCGUUGGCUACGGCCAUGUAUAACCAUUGGUUAGCCAAUGGUGGGGGAUAAGAGCAAAAUAUGUGACCUUGCAAAUCUUAGUUUGACGAAUUUGUGUUGACAUUGUAAUUGCACUAUUUGUAUUAUUUGAAACUUGUUUGUAAUAUUUGUGUUUAAACAACUUGUAAGUUUUAGUAAUUGUACUAUUUGUACGAUUACUUAAUUUUGAGGUAGUAAGUUUUAUAUUCCUUGUACGACUUAAAUGCAUUUGCAGCAAUGGAUAAUGAAGAAGUGGAAGUACUAGAAAGGCCUACGAAGCAGUCACGUAGGAGUUGAAGGAGUAGGGAAGAGGAUGCUCUAAUGAAGUGUUUGAUAAAUGAGGUAGAUGACUCCGGAGACAAGUGGAGAGCUGACAAUGGGUUCAAAUGCAGUUUCUUCAAUCACUUGGAGAAAGAGCUCGAAAAGGUGCUACCGGGGAGCAACCUUAAAGCUAACCCCCACAUUGACUCUAAGAUCAAGCAUUGGAAACAAACUUGGGCAAAAAUUGUUGACAUUAUUGCCCUUAGUGGCUUCGGGUGGUAUGAUGUGAACAAAAGCAUCUCCGUGGAGAAUGACAUUUGGGACGAGUAUGAAAAGGCCCAUCCUAAAAAUGCCAAAGGCUUGUACGAGAAGUCCUUCCUGUACUUUGAUGAUUGGCAAAUGAUAUUCGAAAAGGAUAGGGCUAUGGGGGAAGGAGUAGAGGAUUUGACGGAAAUGGCCUGGCCAAAUACUGUGAACGAAACUUUAACCCCUCCCAAUGAUUUCUAUGUUCCUCACUUCGGUGAAGAAUAUGGUGGAUUCUCGAGUCAAAUCCUCAUGUCUCCCACAACUCCCAGAACACCCUUGCCUCAAACAUUCACACCUCAUAGCUCACUCCCCACUUCUACUCCCCGAGCCUCAACGCCGCAGGACAAUGCAAGAGCAAAAAAAGGGAGGAAGAGGACAAGAAUGGGUGAUGACGAGGUGUCCAUGGUUGCAAGCAUGCAGAAUUGGAUGAACGUGAGUGAAAGACAUACGGAAAAGAUGGCCAAUUCCUUUGGGUAUGAGAAAGAGCUAUCCGCCCGACACACUCAAGUGCAAGAUGAACUGUCAAAGCUCGAUAUUACUUUGGCGGAGAAGUUCAAGUUAAGUGCCGUAAUUUGCCAAGAGGAGCAAAGGGUAGACAACUUCUACGGCACCAAGCCCGAGGAGAAACAAGCAUAUGUUGAGGCCAUUCUUAGUGGCCUUAUGUAUGGUCCUAUUUAGUAGGAGUAACAAGCAUACGUAAUGCCUUUUUGAAGUGGUUUAAGUACCAUUAUAAGCAUGCUUAGUACUUAAGCCACUUUAUUUAAAGUGGCUGAACUUUCUUGUCGUAUAGUAUAUGCCAUUUGUUAAUGUGUAAUGAAUGACCUAAGUCAUGAAUUUGUAGGAGUUAAACUAGAAACAAUGGUGGAUGAUCGUACGUGUCGGCCGUGUAUGCCUUAUAUUGCUACAUUUGAUGCACUUUUUGGUAAGUGUGAAAUGUAAUAUGAAUUUUUUUUUCAUGA